UGGAUCCGCCCCUGUACAGCUCAUUUUUUUUUCUAAUUCCGUUCGUCCAUCGGGUUCAGCAACAAUACAUAUCAACAAAAUGUAAUCGAAAUCGGCAGCAAAGUCACGAAAUUUUUGUCGGUAGACUUUGUAUGAUGCUGGAUGGACCUAAUUGCAAACAGCGCAAGUUGCUGGGUAUCUCAAGUGUUAACUCAUCGAUAAUAUCAUCAUCAUCAACUAAUAUCAACAAAAUGGGAUUGACUACCAGUUCCGAUCGCCGUAGUGCUCCUGCUCAAGAGUUGAACAGGAGCGACGAGCGAUUACAUUUGAUGGCAUUUUGUUUCAUCUGUGGAUGGCCACAGUUCCUGGUCUGGCUGACAAAAGACCAAGCCCGUAGAGGUUUUGCGCAUCAUGGUUGCUGUGCCAGACCGACAGAACCGCGAGACAACCCAAUGUCUCAUGAUAACGUCGGUGGUCGAUCGGCUCCCAGUCCCGCAGCCUUUACGGAUUGCGGUUCGCAAACGAACCCCGUGUCCGUCACCAUUCCAGCGGCAAACCACGACUUCGCGUGCGGAAACUCCUGCGUUACGUUCGUUGACGUGUUCACCCAAACUUACCCGUCCGCCGGGGAAGUCGCAUCCCACGUCAACGAAUCUAAUGAGGAGACGCAUUCCGCAUCGAUACAUUUAGACGACGAAGACGAAAUCGUUCCGUACGUUCUUCCUAAAAUGGAAGAAAAUCGUGCAAAAGAAUUGAACGUUACCUACAAAUUGUGGGAAAAUCGGUUUUCACAAUUUUCAAAAUUUAACGACGGUAUCAUAGCAGACCCAGUGACUCUUUACUCCGGGCCUCCAGAAGUUUUGGCAAAACUUAUGGCUUCCCGGUGUAAGUCGCUGGGUACUGUGAUAGACCCGUUUUGCGGUUCCGGUGCGAUCGCGAUCCAAUUGGCCAUGGUUUGCCGCAAAGUCAUUGCGAUGGACAGUGACCCAGUCAAAAUCGCGUUCGCCCGGAACAACGCUUGUAUCUAUGGGGUUGAGGACCGAAUCAUCUUCCUGGUGGGUGACUUCUUUGAAAAUGCACACUCGCUGCAGAAGGCAGACGGCAUCGUCACGUCACCACCAGCCAACAUGACGAAAGAUAAAAUGCAGAAUUUAACCGAUUUGGCUAGUAGGGUGGCGCCAAAAGUUUUAUUAAGGUUAAUGAAGGACCAAGAAGUGGCAGAUCUGUACCAAUUAGAAAAUAUUAAAUAUUAUAUUAAAACAGAGAAGAUAUGUAUCGACAGGGAGCCGAAUUCUAUUUUGGCUUUUCUUGGUCCCGGAAUUAAUACGAAUAACAGAAACGUAGAGAGAACACAGAAGAAAGUGCUCGUGUUUUCUGAUGGGGUAUCUGUUAAUCGUCGUGUGCAUUGGGUAAGAGGUAAUAAUCUUUUUGCAUACGACGAUUAUCUCAAAAACGUCGAAGAAUUCGUGAAGAACAAUAGUCUCAACUGAUAGACGAUUCCUCAACAAAACCGAAAGAAUAUAAUACAAUUGAUAUCUGAUAAUUUAACGCUAAAUAACAACAACAACAACUACAACUAUAGGGGUUUCCUGAAAAAAUUAUGUGGAAGCUGAUAACGGAUGUGUUAAAAUAAAAUGGAGAUGUAUAGUUAUCCCCUUUUCUACUAUGUCUAUUAAAAAAACCAUCAAACUAAUUUUGUUUUAUCGAUCAUUCGUGCAACAUUAUUCGAAAAUAUUCAAGUCAGAUCAAAUGCUUCUUUUGAAAGCAAACCACUUCUCAAAUAUAAUGGUAUUUUUAGGAUUCGAUAAAAUACAUCAUAAUGACGAAUUUAACACUAGCUCACCGAAACAUGAAAUACAUAAUCAACGAUAUUGAAAAUGAC
Sipha flava (yellow sugarcane aphid) is the source of this 1861-nucleotide messenger RNA. Its product is annotated as trimethylguanosine synthase-like. Gene Ontology annotation, biological process: 7-methylguanosine RNA capping; 7-methylguanosine cap hypermethylation. The record is from RefSeq and is a predicted model, not a curated record. Bases 132 to 1469 code for a protein of 445 amino acids. NCBI's taxonomy places the organism in Eukaryota, Metazoa, Arthropoda, Insecta, Hemiptera, Aphididae. Gene Ontology annotation, molecular function: RNA cap trimethylguanosine synthase activity. Gene Ontology annotation, cellular component: nucleus. The transcript is spliced from 12 exons.